Messenger RNA from Echinostoma caproni, 381 nucleotides. Lineage: Eukaryota; Metazoa; Platyhelminthes; Trematoda; Plagiorchiida; Echinostomatidae. The record is from the annotation of a GenBank genome assembly.
AUGAUGAUGAUGAUGAUGAUGAUGAUGAUGAUGAUGAUGAUGAUGAUGAUGAUUCGGAUUGAUGAUGAUGAUGAUGAUGAUGAUGAUGAUGAUGAUGAUGAUGAUGAUGAUGAGGAUGAUUAUGGUUAUGAUGAUGAUGAUGAUGAUGAUUCGGAUGACGACGAUUCGAUUGAUGAUAAUGAUGAUGAUGAUAUUGAUAAUGAUGAUGAUGAGGAUGAUCAUGAUGAUGUUGAAUCGGAUGUUGAUGAUGAUGUUGAUGAUGUUGAUAUUGAUGAUGAUGAUGAUGAUGAAUCUGAUGAUGAUGAUGAUGAUGAUGAUGAUGAUGGUGAUGAUGAUGAUGAUGAUGAUGAUGAUGAUGAUGAUGAUGAUGAUGAUGAUGAU